GAGCAGACAGAAGACAUACUUCGACCUGCGACCUGUCCGUAUGUAGAGCGUCCCUUUUUUCGAGUAUAAUUUAUAGCCGGUUUUUUUCUUUCAUCUUUGGCGGUUAUCGAUGGGUCUUUGGAUUCGCUAUCGAAUGAUCUUAUGCCUCCACUACACGUCUUCAGAUGCGUCGGCGGACGUCUGCAGGUCGCUCAGUCUGUGUCAAGCCUCGACAGAUGCAACGGACGCAAUAUUUAAAAAAUGGAUGUUGAGAUGGUAACUGCCGCAGCUAUUUAUUUGUUUAGUACUUUUAAUUACUACUUGAGUGUGUAUCGCAGUAGAGCUAUUAAGAAGAAAUGGAAAAGAAGAAGGUGGUGGAUGCUGGCUAUACAUAGAAACAGAACAAAGAAUAGCAUGGAAAAUCAGCUUGCAGAACUUUACGCGGAGCCAGCUGGAGAAUUUGACAAUUUUGUUCGAAUGUCUUGCAGCGAUUUUGAAUAUCUUUUACAGAAGAUAUCUCCAAUGAUUGCUAAAAAUGAUACUGAUUGGAGGGAUGCAAUUCCAGUGAAAGUACGCCUGGCAGUAACAUUAAGAUACUUAGCUACUGGAGAUAGCUAUAGAAGCUUGCAUUACCUGUUCAAAAUUUCAAGCCAAGUGAUAUCUCUAAUUGUUCCUGAAGUAUGUUUGGCGCUCAAUGACGUAUUAAAGGAUUUAGUGAAGAUGCCUAAAACUGCAAAUGAAUGGCUCUCAAAGUCACAAGGCUUCAAUUUUCCUCAUUGCAUCGGAGCUUUGGAUGGAAAGCACCUCAUGAUUCUACCGCCACCCCAUACUGCAUCGGAAUACUUCAAUUACAAAGGACACUUCAGCAUUGUACUCUUAGCACUAGUUGAUAGUGACUACUGUUUUAUUUUUGCGGAUAUAGGAUGCCCAGGACGGAUAAACGACGGUGGCGUCUACAAUCAAAGUGUUCUAAAGCAAAAAAUUGACACAAAUGUGAUCAACUUGCCACCUCCUAGUCCUUUGCCCAAUAGUAACACUAACUUCCCUUAUGUUUUUUUAGCUGAUGCGGCAUUUGCUCUGAGUACACAUAUUAUGAAGCCAUUUCCUGGGCAUCAUGCUGUUGGUACUCCCGAGAGGUUAUUCAAUCAAAAACUGUCUAGUUCGCGUGUGACAAUCGAAAAUACUUUUGGAAUAAUGUCUAGCGUAUUCAGAAUUUUCAAAAGGCCUAUACCACUGAAUAUUCCCAAGGCAUCUUUAAUUACAAUGACAUGCGUCUUGUUGCACAAUUUCUUGAGAAAAAGUAAAACAUCUCGACAUAUGUACACUCCCCCAAAUUCGGUAGAUAAGUAUGUUAACGGUGAAUUAACCCAACCAGGAUCUUGGAGACAAAAUUACACAGGAACAUUUGAUCCACUGCAACAUGUACCUCGAAGAGCUCCUACAUGUGCAAUAGAAACAAGAUUAAAUUUUAUGAAAUAUAUUCACGAGAACAACAGUUAGCUAUAGAUGUACCUAACAGAAUUUUCUGAAAUAAAUAGGAUUAGAGAAACUUGGUUUUUUACUUACGUUUUCCUCUGAAUUCAUGAGACUGGUGGAUUCAUAAAUAUCUGUUAUAAAUGCUGCCAUCACAUCAUAAAAGAUCCAGAUGGGCUGGUACACGUCCUCUACUCCCGAUCCCGACUUCAUAGAAGACAUUUUCUUUUUUAAGUUUGUCCUGAAUGUUCC
This is a messenger RNA of Acanthoscelides obtectus, 1704 nucleotides long. The record is from the annotation of a GenBank genome assembly. NCBI's taxonomy places the organism in Eukaryota, Metazoa, Arthropoda, Insecta, Coleoptera, Chrysomelidae.